AUUAUAAUCUUUUGGAAUAAGUUGCAAUGUUGAAUCAAUCGUACUUAUGUGACAUUGAUUCAACAUAAAGUUUAUUGUGUUCAUGCAGCUUCCUUAUUUAAAUCAAAUAAUCGUUUAGUUGUAUAGAAUGAAAUAUUUAGUUGCAGCAAUAAAUAAACAAGAUAUACGAUUGAAAUAGUUUAGUCAAAACAACUAAUAUUUAUUCUAUGCAACUAAUCGAUUAUUUGGAUUUGUUCGCGAUCAAACCAAAGUUAACAAUCUUGUAUAUUUUUAUUGCGUCCUCCUGUAGAUUUAAGUUUCAAAAUUCAAGCGGUUACUUUCAUUAUUUCUUGUGUGUACACUUGAUUAUUUCGACCAGCUUCGGUGCUAUUAUUAUUUGCUUGUGUAUACGGAGUCGAGUGUUCGGUCGCUCCGUUCUUUAUCACGCGCUAACAGCGGGGACAACUCGGCGGGAAGAUCGUGACAAAAUAUUGAUAUUCUUCUCCUAAGACGCUGGCCACGGUUAUCUUAGACCAGUCAGCCAAUUAGACGAUUUCCCGCGGAAAGAUCUUUCCCCCGAAUUGUUCCCGUCGAUCGGUCGCUCUGCCGAAGAUCUCGUCGCUAACUCAGACUCUCAGAGUGAUUCGACCGAGAACGAUCGCAUUUAAAAUCACGCCGCAACGAUCCGUGAGAUUGAAAAUCGACAGACUACUGACCGACGUUGGUCGGAACUUGUUUGUGAAGGCCAAAGACAGAUUUAUUAACGCAAGUGGUGGCAUGCAUAUUGAUCGAGAAUAAAAGAAGGUCCAUUCGAGUCUUCUACAGCAAGAUGUCUACUUAGUCUGAAAGUGUCAACGGUCCUAAGACGCGAGAGUCCGCGAUUGAAAAUGAAGUACCAUAUUCUGAAAGUGAUAUUGCUAUUACGGGAAUAUCAGGUCGUUUACCCGAGUCAUCUACUAUCGAAGAGUUUAAGGAGAAUCUCAUGAAAGGAAUAGAUAUGGUCACCGAUGACGAGCGCCGUUGGCCAACGGGCCUUUACGGGCUACCAGCAAGAUUUGCCAAAAUAAAGGAUCUCAGCAGCUUUGAUGCCACUUUUUUGGGAGUUCAUCCUAAACAAGCAAAUGUUAUGGAUCCGCAGCUUCGUUUAAUGCUCGAAGCAACAUAUGAAUCUAUAAUUGAUGCUGGUAUCAAUCCUACAACCGUGAGAGGAUCGCGUACCGGUGUAUUUGUAGGAAUAUGUAACUCGGAAUCGGAAGAAUUUGGGAUGAGGGACCCAGAGGCCAUAAAUGGCGGUACAUUCAAUUCAGCAGCCGUCCUUCGUGAUGCUCUCAUCGAAAAUUUGGAAGAAGCCGAUUUCAAGACAGUUAUUUCACCAAAAAUCAAUGUUACAAGAAAUUUAGACGCGGUAUCGAGAAAGCUUUGCCCAUCGCUCGAUUACUUUGUGGUAUUUUCGUCUGUAUCAAGCGGUCGUGGUAAUAUGGGUCAAACAAACUAUGGUUUCGCAAACUCAGCCAUGGAAAGAAUGAUGGAAGAGAGGCAGACUAAUGGUUUAUCUGGUCUUGCCAUUCAAUGGGGUGCCAUCGCAGACGUUGGCUUAAUCAUGGAAAUGAUGGGUGGUAACGACGCCGAGGUGGGCGGUAUUAUACCACAACAGAUAUCAAGUUGUCUCGCAACGAUGGAUAUAUUCCUUCAACAGUUACAUCCGGUGUUGGCUUCUUCGGUGUUAGCUGAAAAAUAUAAAUCCGACGAUGGCAACAAGGCCAAUCUUGUCACAACUGUUGCCAAUAUCUUAGGCAUUAAAGAUGUUGAUUCGAUUAAUCCCAAUAAUACCUUGGCCGACUUGGGUAUGGAUUCGUUAAUGGGCACGGAGAUAAAACAGACUCUUGAAAGAAAUUACGAUAUCGUAUUAUCGGCGCAAAAGAUUCGUGCCUUAACUAUUGGUACAUUGCAAGAAUUAUCAAGAAGAUAAUUCUUGCAAUGUACCGAUAGUUAAUAAAGGUGAUAUUACUAACUCUUAUUCGAUCAUAACUGUGUUAUAUGACCGAAAGUAACGGCGCGCAGUUUGGUUGAGUCUGAGAAAGUAUAUAAAAUCACACGUAUAUAUAAAGCACUAAGAUCUAGCUAUGACCAAAUAGGCCUUCUUAUUUGAAAUUGUAUGUUAUAUGUAUCGGUCGAAUAUCUCUCUAGUUUAUAAUUUCUUUAUUAUUGUAAUCGGUGGGUAGUUCGUAUCAAAUAUUAGUUACAUAUAGAUAGUUAGUAAAAGAUAGUUAGUACAUCUAUUACUAUCAAUUUGAUGUACUAACUUCUAAAAUAGUAUAGAAAUGUUAUAAUACAUUGCAUUAUUAAUAAAAAAUGUUAACGCAUUA
Molecule: messenger RNA, 2345 nt
Organism: Solenopsis invicta (red fire ant)
Lineage: Eukaryota; Metazoa; Arthropoda; Insecta; Hymenoptera; Formicidae
Product: fatty acid synthase-like
Exons: 5
Coding region: 962-1948 (328 amino acids)
Biological process (GO): fatty acid biosynthetic process
Molecular function (GO): phosphopantetheine binding; fatty acid synthase activity
Source: RefSeq, a predicted model, not a curated record